Messenger RNA from Linnemannia hyalina, 1209 nucleotides. The record is from the annotation of a GenBank genome assembly. NCBI's taxonomy places the organism in Eukaryota, Fungi, Mortierellomycota, Mortierellomycetes, Mortierellales, Mortierellaceae.
AUGAAGAAAUUCACUCUUACCGCUCUCUUACUAGCAACCGCCCUGUCUCUUGCUACUCAUGCUGCUCCUGCCCCUGCUCCUACGUCAACUCCUAAGAACGGAACUGCCACUGAGGAUUCCGCUCUCCUGAAACUCAUUGUCGACUAUGACGAGGAGGCAGCCGACGCCCUGAUCGCCAAGUACGACGCCGCUUUCAACGGCACCAUUUCCCCUCCACAAUCCAAAUCUUCCUUAGCAGCAGCAGCAUCCUCGAGCCGUGUCAUCCCCUUCUGUGUCGGCCUCGCUCAGAACCCGGUCCGCAACCAAGUAUUCUCGAACAAAGUAAAGUGCGACCAAGAUGGCUGGAAGACCCUCUUUGUUUUCACAGCCUUUGUCGACCCCGACCCAUACCAGGGCUUCAACAAGACUUGCGUCGCAUACGCCACAAACCCCGUCCGCAGUCUGCUUUUCUUUGACACCCUUUCCUGCACCAAGGGUGAAUGGACGACCGACUUUAAAUUCUACCAGAGCGAUUGCAAGCCAUCCGAUACCGACCUCAACUGCAUCCGCCGGCAAUCGGCAACCGUCAUGUGGCAGGCCUAUGAACCUCACCGAAUUCUGCUCUAUCCAUGGUACUUUGGCCAGCAACACGGAUGGAAGGACCCAGUUCCAAUUAGGUACAUCACUCAAUGGAGAUACGCCAAGGAGGCCGAAUGGAAGUCUCUCCAAGACGUCAUGGCGAUCCACGCAAUCCUCCACAGUCGAACAACCAUCUCCACCACCCCAGACGACCCCACCCGCAGAUGCCUCCGCAACCUGUUCCAGCUGUUCCCAUGGGGUACAAUCCCAACCGCCGGUGUCUCAUGGCCAGCAAACGCUCACCCGCUCUUCCUCGUCGCAGCCGUCCGGGAUGCAUGCAACCACCUGUCCGAUAAGACCUCAUUCGAGAUCAACCCCAACAUCCACCAGGGUUACGCAUCCAUAAACGCCGUGAUUGGCGGCAAGAUAUACGCCAGUGUCACUGUGCCGGUCGGGGCAAAAUUCAACCGCCAGCUCGUCCCCUUGGCCUUUGAAGAGAGUCUCCGGACAAAGUUCCCAGUACCCUUCGGGUCCGUCACCACUCGUCCUGAGGCCAUUGUUGCCAUGGUCCAGAAGAGCUUCAUUGUCAUGGGUGGUCCUGAGGCAUACGUUGAAGCCGCUGAUCUCCCUUUUGUCCCUACUGGUCGUUAA